AUGGGUCAACUAUUUUUGGAUAGCAUUUUCUUAGCAGGGACUGAGUACAAUAUGAAAGCUCWCCRCUUGAGUUCUACCCAUCGAGGAGGACCACUCUGGAAUGAAAUCAAAAAGAUACUAAUACAAACUAAUCCCGGCCGCAGGACAAAGACCAGUCUCCGAGAUAAGGAUUGCCUGACAGGGUUGUACUCUCUUUCAAACCCUCUUCGACAGAUCAAAAAGACCGACAGAACUGUUGGUCUGUGCAACGAUGGAAGAACUGUCAAACAUCAUCUCAAGAGACUCAAUAAUAACCUUAAAGACACCAUCAGUUAUUAUAAAGUACUUAACGUUGUCAAGUCCCCAGUUUCGUUCCAGCUCGACAUGACUGCCUUGUCAAACUUGGCAGCACGUGACGCUCGUAAUCUCGUUCUAAAUAACGGGAAUCGAGGCGUUCCUGCAGAUGUUCUACGCAAUCUUCAAAUACUUGAUUUAAUAUAUAUGAUGAGUAAAACGCUGAGUCUACAGUGCACAUAAAACGCCCAAAGUAAAACCUACGAGUAGUUCGAGUAUUUUCAAAUAAAUCACGUGGAAUUCGCCUACAUUGUGCAGUAUUCAUAUCGUUUACCGAUACCAAGUAAGUCCGUAUUGGACAGUUACUGAGAUAACGUUUCUCUUCUGUGGAAGAGUUUGAUCGCCUGCUAUUGCAAGACAAGUAUAUUACUUUAGAUUAGGUUGUAAUUUGUAACCUUAGAUUAAUAGAUCCUCAAGAGCUAUUCGAAAAAGAA
This is a messenger RNA of Actinia tenebrosa (Australian red waratah sea anemone), 767 nucleotides long. RefSeq lists its product as uncharacterized. The record is from RefSeq and is a predicted model, not a curated record. Lineage: Eukaryota; Metazoa; Cnidaria; Anthozoa; Actiniaria; Actiniidae.